AUGGAGUUUCUGGACAGGGAGUUCCCCGGCUACAACCUCUUCGACAUGACCAGGCGCGUCUAUAACAAGUUCCUGAAGGUCCCUGAGAUACAUGCUGAAUGGAGGGCCUAUUGUGAUCAACAUUGCGUCUACUCCAAUACGAGGCUGGACACUGGCACGACGAUGUACAUCAUGGAUAAGUUGAUGACGAAGGUUGCUGCCUACGACCUGUGGGAUCACUUAGUCGACAUCUUCAAGUUCUGCAUCCCAACGAAUGAUGGGCACGAAUGGCACUGCACAGAACGGAAAGAUUGGGUAAAGAUCCUCGCCCUCUUCAUGCCAAUCACCCAUGGCAAGAGGGACGGAGAGAAAGUCAAGGUCGAGGUCUUGGCCGAGAAAGCCAAGUUGAACAGGGCUUUCAAAGCGAAGGCUGCCGCGGACACCACCGAGAAGGACGAGGGGAAGAAGGAUAAGACUCGCAAGAAGGGCAAAGGCAGGGGAGCGAAAGGGAAGGGCAAAUCCAACGAAGUCUUCAAUCAGUUCCAGGCAACCAAGGGCGGCAGGGAUGUGAUCAUGUUCGAGGAGAUCAUCGGCACCAUUGAGUACGCGGUAGAGGACAUCGGCGACCAGUACAUCAAUCGCAGCGUGCUUUCACAGAUGAAGGAUGUUUGCAUCACUUGGGCGUUGCAAGGCGGCGCCGUCGAAGCACCCCCGCUCGUCGCCCAGGCGCAAGUUCUGAAGUACGAGGCCGAUGAGAAGAAGAUCGAGAGGCUGAAGAAGACGUUGGUGAAGACUUCAUGGUCGUCACUGAAGAAGCACGUCGUGAUGCUCAUCCGAGAGAGGCACCAAUUCGCCCCCAAGACCGACAUGGACGCCGUGCUGGGAGAAGAUACUCAGGAACAUACUUCGUCGGCAGCGACCGGGGGCAGCGUCGCUCGCAUGAAGCGUGACCCUUCCGAGUUCCCUGGCGUCCUGAACGUCUGCAAGCUGGAGGAAGCGGUUGCCAUGGUCACGGACGAGUGCAUGAUCAUCUACAAAAACUUCAUCAGCAAGAACACCCCGAACCACAUGUUCUGCCCGACGGGCGCGCUCAGGAUGAGCCAGCCAGCCCUUCAGAGCAUGGGAUCAACCUUGCACGCUCUCGUGACAGACCCCGAUGCCAUCAAGCAGUGGCCUAGCAUGGACGUGGACGAGAGCAUCCAAACGCUCGUUGGUAUGAUUGCCUCUGCUAUAUUUCGGACGAUGCCGCAGGACAUGGUCCAUUUCAUGCGUACUCUUCACACUGCGGUCGAUGAGUCAGGAAGUGGUUACGCAGAGCUAUCAAAAUCGAAGAUCAAGGUGUUGCGGACCGCGCUGGAGUACGCCCUGAAUCUGAUUGCAGAUGCUCCAAUGCUCAUAGCUGCAGCCGCCCACGCAUCCGACGAACAACACGAUGACGCUUUCGAUAAGAUGACCGAGCUCUGGGGGAAGCUGAAGUUCGCGGCAAGUUUCAUCGAUAACUACUCGCUCGAAGCCUGUGCAGCCGACGCCCAGGCCACCUGCCAGGACACUUGGGUUGCGAUGUGGAGCAAGCUUUUGAUCGAGCUCAUGAAGAAUCCGAGCGACUCGAUUGCUAAGAGGCCUCGGGCUGAGUUGGAGCUCAAGGAAUGGGCCCGCGCACAGUCUGCAGUGCUCGACUCCAAGACGAAGUCCGAUCUUGCAAAUCAGGCGUGCUUGAUGGGCUACAACAGCAAGGAUAGCAGCAAGAACGAGAUCAUCGCCUUCAUCGUCAAGAAGAGGGUCGAGACUGAGAGGAAGAAAGAUCUUGACAUAAGUUCAGAGCAGAAGCAAACGUUGGCGGCAGCCUUGCAGCAGAUCAGCGAGGGUGAGAGCUCCAUGGCGCUGAGCAUCGUCAGUGCAGACAACGAGCGCUCGUCUCCGACUGAAUCCUACACGGCCUUGGGUUAUCGGCCAAUCUCCGUCGACACCUCCGCCAACGAGUUCGUGGCGAUGGCUCUCGCAAACAGGAUCACGUCUUUCCUGAUGGGCCAGUUGACUAAGGAUGUUGGCGCGGACCUGGUCAAGCAUAAGGAAGUUGUGAAGCCAGGUGGAACAACUACGAUCACUGCCAAGAUGUUCAGCGACUUCGGCUUCGACAAAUCUCAAAACAGCUGCAAGGAGUUGUCCUUCACGAUGUUCGGGAAUACUUUCUUGAUGAAGAUCGGGGUGCAGCCGACGCAGAGGGCCAUCGCGCGCCUCGGCGAGGUGGCGAUUGGAGGGGCCACCUACGUCAUCUGGGCUUCGCCAGCGCCUGCGAUGCACAACCCGACAGGCGGACUGUUCGUGCCAGCGUGGGGCGUCAUCAAGAUCAGAGAGUAUGAGGACGGCACUGCUCCGAACACUACCCUGAGUACGACUCGCGUUGAGCUGGAGGUCCCUGAGUGCUCCGAGCCGUUUGCUCUUCCAAAGUGUACGUUGUCUGUUCCUGUUCUCAUUCCAAACAUCGAGUUCCUGAAAAAGAAUGGUGCCACCGAGAUGUUGGAGUUGACAAGGCCGGAGCUUCCAGAGGAGAAGCACGUGAGGCUUGCGUCGUCAGGCAACACUCGCAACAAGCGCACUCUUAAGGCUGAGGGCUCCGACGAUCUGAACGGAGAGCACGUGCAAAAGUUUGCGAAGCGAGCCGCAGCAUAG
Messenger RNA from Prorocentrum cordatum, 2649 nucleotides. NCBI's taxonomy places the organism in Eukaryota, Dinophyceae, Prorocentrales, Prorocentraceae. The record is from the annotation of a GenBank genome assembly.